Messenger RNA from Ostreobium quekettii, 1065 nucleotides. The record is from the annotation of a GenBank genome assembly. NCBI's taxonomy places the organism in Eukaryota, Viridiplantae, Chlorophyta, Ulvophyceae, Bryopsidales, Ostreobiaceae.
AUGCAGCCCCUCCUGCUGGCUGCGCUGCUGUGCGGCCUGGCGGCCCCCUCCGCCGGCCAGAAGAACGGCCUGCCCUCCGACCGCCCUCUCAACAUCGCCCACCGCGGCGCCAGCGGCGAGCUGCCCGAGCACACCAAGGAGGCCUACAGCCGCGCCAUUGAGCAGGGCGCGGACUUCAUCGAAUGCGACGUCGUCCUUACCAAGGACCUGGUCCCCAUCUGCCGGCAUGAGCCUGACCUCAACGACACCACCGACGCCUUCGCUAAGUUCCCCAACCUCCUGACGACCUACAUCAUCGACGGCGAGGAGUUCGAGGGCAUCUUCUCGACGGACAUGACGCUCGAGGAGGUCAAGACGCUGCGCGCGGUGCAGAGCCGCGAGUACCGCGACCCCAACUUCGACGGCAUGUUCGAGGUGCCCACCCUGGCCGAGUACAUCGACAUCGCGCUGGCGGCGGACCGCGUGAUCGGCAUCUACCCCGAGACCAAGCACCCGUCGUGGCACAACAGCCUGGACAUAAUGCCGGAGGGGACGCGCAUGUCGGACAUCGUCCUCGGUGUGCUGAGCGACAAGGGCUACGGCGGAGACGUCGAGAGCGACACUUGGGCUGCCCAGCCCGUGUACAUCCAGUCCUUCGAGGUGGGCAACCUGAAGUACCUGUCGAACAUCACCGACAUCCCGCUGGUGCAGCUGCUGGGCGGCUGGGAGGGCUACGUCACUCCCGACACCAACCAGACGCACCAGGCGAUCACGACCGACGAAGGGCUGGACGACAUCGCGUCCUACGCGUCGGGCGUCGGCCCAUGGAAGGACACCAUCAUCGCCACCACGGCCGACGGGUACUCGGAUGUGGAGGGCGCGACGGAUCUGGUGCAGAGGCUGCACGACCGCGGCCUGCAGGUGCACCCCUACACCUUCAGGAAUGAGGACAGGUUCCUGAGCUGGACCUGGGGCCAGGACUACGCACGGGAAUACACGGAGUUCAUCGAUAACCAGGACAUUGACGGGCUCUUCACCGACUUCCCUGGAUCGCUGGCCAAAUACUUCGUGAACAAGGCCAACUAA